This is a messenger RNA of Nerophis lumbriciformis (worm pipefish), 1783 nucleotides long. Its product is annotated as cAMP-regulated D2 protein. NCBI's taxonomy places the organism in Eukaryota, Metazoa, Chordata, Actinopteri, Syngnathiformes, Syngnathidae. Gene Ontology annotation, molecular function: cholinesterase activity. The record is from RefSeq and is a predicted model, not a curated record.
AUAGACCUUUGGUUGCGAGAUGGGGAGCUGGAAGUGUUUGAUGCUGUUGUGCACGUUUCCUUUGGCGCUGAAAAGUGACGAUGACCUUGUCAGCUUCCUGAGAGAACUGGACCCCGGACUCAUGACGCGGGAUGAGCCGUUUAUCAUCAACCCGGACGCCGAGAUAAACUCCCGUGAAGCUUUGGAGCGAGCGGACGUCAGCGCGACCCCCGGGCCGGUGGUCAAGACCCAAAGUGGCCAAAUCAAAGGGAUCAGCGCCGACAAGGCCCACAUAUUCUACGGGAUUCCAUUUGCAGACCCCCCUGUCGGGGCUUACCGCUGGAAGCCCCCCAGACCUGUGAGUCCUUGGAAUGGGGUUUACGACGCCACCUUCCCCAGGGCGCAGUGCAUGCAGGGCUGCAGAGGACCGGUCGCUGCGGAUUGUCCUCAAAAUGUCAGCGAGGACUGCCUCUAUCUGAACAUCUUCGUCCCUCUGGACGUCAACUUCGACUCCCCGCCACAAAGUCCACUUCCUGUGAUGGCCUGGAUCCACGGAGGGGAUUUCAUCGCCGGUUCGGCCUCCAAGCCGCUGUACGACGGCCGCUUCUUGAGCAACUUCAGCCGCACUAUAGUCGUGAGCCUGGAAUAUCGACUUGGUGCUUUCGGGUUCCUUGUGUCCGGUAAAGACCCUGGCACAGCCGUUGUUGGGAACUACGGCAUCCUGGACCAGCAGGCGGCCCUGCUCUGGGUCCAGAGGAACAUCGCUGUGUUUGGGGGGGACUCCAGCAAGGUGACUUUGUUCGGGGAGAGUGCAGGUGCUCAGUCAGUGAGUGUGCACUUGAUGGUCCACAGCAGCGCGCCGCUCUUCCAACAGGCCGUCCUGCAGAGUUUACCUUUCUCCAUCCCACUCAAGGGCAGACACGACGCCCUGAAGCUGGGCAAAGACUUUGCCAAGAGGACCAACUGUUCCGUCAGCGAUGUGGUCUGCUUGCGGUCUCUCACACCGCAGGCCGUGCUGGAGGCGCAGAUGAAAACAAGUUCCAGACUUGUGAAUCCGUUCAGGUUCCUGGAGGUGUUUGAGACGUGGGGCCCCUUCGUGGAUGGCGACUUGAUCAAGGAGCAGGCUCUCACCGCCUUCCUAAAUGGCCGCUGGCAGAAAGAGAAGCCCGUGCUGCUGGGUACCACGUCGGAAGAAGGCGUGCUGUUCGUGUACGGCGUGUUCGGCAAGGCCGUGUCUGCGGUGGAGUCCAUCAUGUACGUGACGGCAAUCUUCAAACAACACGCCCUCAGGAUCCUGCACCAAUACCUGCCUCGCUACACACACGCCGAUCGUAGAGACAUGCUGGCUCAGAUCGUCACAGACUUCGUCUUCCUGUGUCCGUCGCGCAGGUCGGCACGUGUGGCCUCAGAAGCCGGCAGCCAUGUUUGGAUGUACGUCUUCGACCACGUGGUGUCCGACCCCCGCGUCUGGUCGGGUCUGACCUUCUGCUACCAUCACGCCUGUCACGGCGCAGAGUUGCCGUUCGUCUUCGACUCGGCGCCGGUGGCCAACUUAACCAUGACGCCAACCGAGAAGCUGCUGGCCAAUCGCAUGCUGUGCUAUUGGGGCGCCUUCGCCCACACGGGAGACCCCACCUCAAGGACACGCCAGACCGCCUUCUGCCGGGAGCAGCGUCUGCCCGUGUGGCCUCGCUACUCCGACACCAGCAGCUGGCUGCUCAUGAACCUGACGCUGCGCUCUCAUGCACAAGUGGAGACCAGGAGCCAUGUGUGUGACUUCUGGGACCAUCUGGGGGUCUACUAG